GAUUCUUACAGCUGAAACUCUUUUUGCAUAUCCUACAGUUCAAAGCUUUCUCCUGUCUCAUCUGAUCAUCCUUGCGGCACUGUGCAAGAACCCUUCUCUGGAAUUCGUCAGCUUUAACAGGAGCCUCCUGAUUCGCUCGUCAGAAUACUUACGUCCAUGGAUUGGCUCUAGGAGGCUGCGAGUAAUUUCAGAACCAUUUUACGCUACCUUACCAUUGCGUAGGUGUUUCCCCCUUACUCUGGCACUCACACCUCUGACUUGGGCUACACCCAUGUAUUCUUACAUGCAUGAUGUAUCAUGAUUUAAGGUCUUUGCAUAUUUUAAUAUUAUUGUUUAUGGGCAUAUGCAAGAUUAAAUAAAUGAUGGGUGCUAAUUAUUGGUGGUGCAUUUUAUUUUUAAUCGUCAAAGUACUGGACUCUGAACAGAAAUCAACACCAGAUUCUAGCAAUUACAUUGCUGCUGUUGUUGAGUAUUCUCCAGCGUAUACGAAUGGCAAUGCUGAAUCAACGCUAAAGGAAAAUACUAAUGCUUAUGUUCAAUUUAUUAAUAAGGCAGGAGUACAGAAUGUUGAUAUAAUAGUAUUUCCUGAAGAUGGAUUAACAUCUGUGAAUCUACCAGCAAGGGAACAUAUGGAUCCUUGGACGACGACGAUUCCCAUAAAUCAUGUACCAUGUGAUGAUAAUAUCAACGGAGUAAGUGAUACACUAAAAAGCAUAUCUUGUGCAGCAAAAAAAAAUCAGAUUUAUGUGGUUAUUAACAUUGCUGAAAAAUUGAUCUGUGAAGAGAAUGAUUGCCCAACUGACAAAGUUUUCUAUUACAAUAGCAAUGCGGUAUUUGAUCGAACUGGGAAAAUAAUAAGCAGGUAUCGUAAAACACAUCUCUUCGUGGAGUCACAAUUUAAUGUAACAGCAGAACCAGAAGUGACUACAUUCGAUACGGAUUUCGAUGUUCGUUUUGGAACCUUUAUAUGCUUCGAUAUUUUAUUUGAUACUCCUAGUUUGAACAUAACAAGAAGCCUUGGGGUCACAGAUAUAGUAUAUCCUACUGCAUGGUUUUCAGAAACACCUUUUCUUACUGCCGUACAAACACAAGCAGGGUGGUCAUAUGCUGAAGAUGUGAAUUUCAUGGCUGCUGGAUACAAUAGACCAAAAUUCGGCAAUGCUGGCAGUGGCAUUUAUUUAGGCCGUCGAGGUAUUGGGCAAGCAAUCUUUCCUACGACUGAUACAAGUGAACUAUUAAUCGUUAACGUUCCAAAGAUUAAGAAAUCGAUUUAUGAAAAUUUACGCACACGGCGUGAAGCAAGAAAAUUCAACGGGCAGGAUAAAGAAAAUUAUCCCGUUACGCAAUCGAAUGCUUCUAAAAGUAGAUUUUGGAAGCGAAGCAUGGAUGAAUUUCUAUACCUGCAUGACGACCUUUCUACAUACACUACCGAUCUUCUGGAUACCUCACGAACACACCAUGAAAAAAGUGUAUGCCAUGAUAAAUUUUGUUGUGACUUUAACGUUGAUAUAGUAGCAGUAGAUCCGAAUUUUAAGUACCGUAUAGUCGCGUUCAAUGGCGUCCGUAAGUAUGUCGUCGUUGAAGCAGCUAUAAGUGUGUGUAGUUUAGUACAAUGCAGAAACGAUUCGAUUGUUUCUUGUGGAGAAGUAGGAAGCUCAGAUACAGCAUUCAAGUCCAUUACCAUUACCGGGACAUUUGAAAACGAUAAACGAGUCCUAGUUAUGCCAUCGACAGUUGGUUCAGAUUUACUGCCACUUAGAGACUGGACAUACGAAGAACAUAAGCACGAAAGUCAUGUUCAUGUAACCAUUUCCUUAAACGUGACAACGAAGAACGUUGUUACAUUUGGUUUAUAUUCAAGAAACUAUAAGGAUGAUCCAAAAAGUAAUGCAGAUUCUCAACAUACGAAAUUAUUUCUUGUAUUUUCAGGAUCUUUAAUUUUUUAUUGCAGGUAUCUUAAAACGAUUUGGUAGGUUAGGUAAUCGACUUUUCUAUUUCGUAGAUAUUUUUUCAUACUUUGAAACUGGAAAGGAAACCUACUUAUGAAACUAUGUAAAUAAAUAAUGAAGGUAAAUAUAUUUUUGUGUACCGAACAAA
Molecule: messenger RNA, 2097 nt
Organism: Orussus abietinus
Lineage: Eukaryota; Metazoa; Arthropoda; Insecta; Hymenoptera; Orussidae
Product: vanin-like protein 1
Exons: 9
Coding region: 360-1973 (537 amino acids)
Molecular function (GO): hydrolase activity, acting on carbon-nitrogen (but not peptide) bonds, in linear amides
Source: RefSeq, a predicted model, not a curated record